AUGACUACACAAGCACCAGCCAUGACCACACAAACACCAACCUUCACCAAACCAAAACGCCCCCUAACCUGGCUAAUAACAGGCUGUUCCUCAGGCCUGGGCCUCUCACUGGCCCGCACGGCCCAAUCAAACGGCCACACGAUAAUCGCAACAUCACGACAACCCUCUCGCACCCCAGAGCUAGUGUCCGAGAUAACCCAAAACGGGGGCGAAUGGCACGCACUAGACGUUGACAGCCCAACCGCAGCUUCUGAGCUGGUAUCGAAGCUCGAGUCUGCAGGACACACGAUCGACGUGCUGGUCAACAAUGCCGGAUACGCGAUCCUCGGGGCAGUGGAGCAGUUCUCGGACGAGGAGCUGCGGGCCCAGAUGGAGACUGUGUAUUUUGGGCCGAGUCGGCUGAUCAGCGCGGUUGUGCCUGGGAUGAGGGAGAGGCGGUUUGGAGUUGUUGUUAACGUUAGUUCUGGGGCUGGGCUGGAGGGGAGGGAGAGUAUGGGUGCUUAUGCGGCGGCGAAGGCUGCUAUGGAUGGUUUAUGUAAAGUGCUCGGGAAAGAAGUUGCACCAUUCAACGUCCGCCUCCUGACGGUGUGGUUGGGAGCGUUCAACACGCAGUUCGGGACUGGUUGUCGUUCUCCUGCUAAGCCUUUACCGGUGGACUAUGACGACUCUGUGGCUGCACAGAUGCUGGAUGUUUUACUGACUGGUAGAUUUGUUGCUGAUGGUGAUAAGGAUAAGGCUGCCAAGGCGAUGUAUGAAGUUGUCGUUGGCGAGGGCGUUGGUGCUGGGCGUGAGAGUGAGGGGUUCUUGCCUUUGGGCCGGGAUAUGAUUCCUCGUGUUGAAUUGGUGCGUGAUCGGCUAAUUCAUGCGCUUGAUGUGUUUGGGGAUAUUGCUGGGAAUGUCUAUGUUGAGAAGGAAUGA
This is a messenger RNA of Penicillium samsonianum, 918 nucleotides long. RefSeq lists its product as uncharacterized. Gene Ontology annotation, molecular function: oxidoreductase activity. The transcript is spliced from 2 exons. Lineage: Eukaryota; Fungi; Ascomycota; Eurotiomycetes; Eurotiales; Aspergillaceae. Bases 1 to 918 code for a protein of 305 amino acids. The record is from RefSeq and is a predicted model, not a curated record.